Ciona intestinalis (vase tunicate) is the source of this 360-nucleotide messenger RNA. Lineage: Eukaryota; Metazoa; Chordata; Ascidiacea; Phlebobranchia; Cionidae. The record is from RefSeq and is a predicted model, not a curated record.
AUGAAUGAGAAAGAAUUGGAGGAACGCGCAGCACAAGAAUUACUCAGAGAAGCAAGGCGUGGGAAAGAACGUGCUCAAACCAUGGGAACAAGUGGAUGGAAAAAAAGUACAAUUCCAAAGACCAACAAGCAAUUCCUUCAUCGAACAUUAGCGAGUGUUUCUCAUUCCCACCGUGUAGCAUCAAAUAAACAAGAAGCUCAGAAGAAGAAGACCAAAGAAGAUUCAGAAGAAAAUAUGCUGGAGAAGAAAAAAAAUUAUCAAGUAAAGACACAACGUGUAAGAAGUAAAUUAGAUAAAACUGAAAGAUCAAAACCAUACAACAAAAGAGAAAAACCAAGAAAAGAGAAAAAGUGCGAAUAA